Molecule: messenger RNA, 990 nt
Organism: Cuscuta europaea
Lineage: Eukaryota; Viridiplantae; Streptophyta; Magnoliopsida; Solanales; Convolvulaceae
Source: the annotation of a GenBank genome assembly
CCGCUCUUUUUUCAUCUUUCACGUAUCAAGUCUUCGUCUCAAUCAUCCGCUCAAAAAAUUCACCGAGAAUGGUUUUCACUAUCCAAGAACGCCACCCUCCUUCGUGUAUCAAGCCAUCUCACCGAAGGCGUCUCACAUCAACACCGUAUGCGGCAUGGGCUUAGAUCGAGUAAACCUGAUCAGUUCUACCAGCUUUUCUCUUGCACCAUCCAAUUUUUGCGGCUAUUUUCUCUUCUAUUUCUCUCCACCAUCCAAGAGUGUUGCCCUUCGUGUAUCAAGCGUCAUGGUAUUGCCGAUUUCUCCCCAGUGGUGUUCGCAUCCUUCAUUCUCGGAGAUUUACAAAGAUCCAUCUCUUAUGUAGCUUCUUAUGAAAUGUUUGAAAGUGUCUUCAGCCAACUUCAUUUCAAUUCAGUUGGUGCAGAUGAACGAUGAUCGAGAUAUCCCAGCCACCCAAGUGCCCUUCAUCGAUAGCUUCAACCGACUUCUUCCAUAUAUAGGCGCUUGGACGCAGAGGUUCUUCCAUAGAUAGGCGAUUGGACUCAAAGGUGGCCACAAGUUUGCUGCCAACCGCUUACAUUUUGAGCAGGAGGCACGUGCAGGUUCCAUUCAUCCAAUGGAGUGCAAGGUCAGUAAAUCAGCAUAAGAGAGUGCUCUUUAUAUAUCUUAAGAGAUUGUCCAACACAAAGGUAGUUCGGGGAAAAGUUGGACUAUCAAAUUAUCAAUGGCUACUAUUGAUACCAGGAGUAAGCGGCAAAUGUAUUAUUAAAGGCAGGCAAAUGUAUUAUUAAAGGCAUUACACCACAGAAUUACACAUUUCACAUGCUAUUCCAUUUCACUCUUCUUAUCAUCCAUAUGUAUAAAGCCUAAGAAAUCCCAAACACUCUUCACCAGGAAUUAGUUGCCUUUGUCACAGCAUGUUUACAUUUCCUAUUAAACUUGGUGCAAGUGUGUAUAUUUGAAGUUUUUUAUUUGACAUUUCCUAUUAUGUGA